This is a messenger RNA of Rhagoletis zephyria (snowberry fruit fly), 1512 nucleotides long. The record is from RefSeq and is a predicted model, not a curated record. Lineage: Eukaryota; Metazoa; Arthropoda; Insecta; Diptera; Tephritidae.
AUGAUUUACCGUUUAAUAAGUAGUGACUUGAACAUACCAAGUCAGGUGCUCGAAGAGGGUAAAACGUUGGUGCUGGGUCGCAAUCGUGAGUGCAAAAUCAAAGACCUGAAAUGUCCUCGCAACUACGCAACUGUUCAGGCCGAAGGAAGCAAGGUGCUCGUGAACUUCACCAAAAGCGAUGACUGUCAACGUUUCAAAUCAGGCCAGACAAUCACUGGGCCCGGGUUUGCUUUUCUUGUUAAAAUUGUAAACACUGAUUCACAACGAAACGAAGACGAUGAAACUAAGUCGACCGAUAACACGAGUGAUCUGACAGUUCAAUGGACAGAAGAUGAGACAAAGAGAAUUAUUGUCGGAAAAUUUCGCGGGGGUGGACAAGCAAGCCCUCUGAUUGCAUCGUUUGAUUUUGACUACACACUGGUCGUUCCGAAAAGUGGAAAAACUUAUCCAGUGGAUGGCAGUGACUGGAAGUUACUUGAUUCAAGACUGCCAAAGUUUUUCUCCGACUACGUGGAGAAAGGUUACCGUCUUGUGGUUGUAUCAAAUCAAGGAGGAAUCGAGAAAGGAAAAGUGAACGUCAAUGAGGUGAAGAAGCGUUUCAACGAUUCUAUCGUGGCCCUAGGUCAGCCUUGUCUGGUGCUCAUCGCUACUCACGAUGAUAUAUUCAGAAAGCCACGCAUUGGCCUUUGGUCGUACCUGUCGGAAGAGCUUCAACCCUCCGUGGACAUUGACUUUGAACGCAGCUUCUACGUUGGUGAUGCAGCAGGCCGUAAAAAAUCGGCACUUCGCAAAGCGGACCACAGCUGCGCUGAUCUACUGUUCGCCGUAAAUGCCAAACUGAACUUCAUGUUGCCUGAACAGUUUAUGAGCUGCGCAGCCAAGGGAGCAACCAUGUGCAACCAGUCAAAAUCAUUACUUAGUCAAAUAGACUGCUUCAAGCCAAGUGAAGAGAGGGACAAUGCUGAGCAGUUCAUUCUGCGCGAGGUUGCCACAGGCGCCAAGGUGACCAGCUUGCAGACUGUUCUCCCCACUCAGCUGCACUGCAUCAUCUUCAGCGGCAUGUCAGCCACCGGGAAGUCGUCAUUUUACCGGCAACACCUGAAGCAGCUCAAUUACGUGUACAUAAGUCGUGACGAGAUGAACUGCGCAAUGUCCAAGUGUGAAUCACUGGCAGAGAAGACACUGAGCGCUUCACAGAACGUCGUCAUUGAUAACACCAGCGUCGACAAAACUUCACGCGCCAAGUGGAUUCAAGUGUGCAAGGACAGGCGAGCAAUUCCCAUCAUUUUCCACUUCAAACUUCCGCUUAAGCACAUUUUUCACAAUAACGUUUAUCGCAAGCUCACCACUGCCCAGUCGACUGUGACCAGCGUUCUCAUAUACACGCAGAACAAAAGGUUUGAAGAACCGACCGCCAGCGAGGGUGCGACCGUCUUUGAGGUCAACUUUGUGCCUACUUUUACCAGCGAGGAACAGCGAACGCUCUACUACAUGUAUCUAACUGAAAAGUGA